Drosophila gunungcola (fruit fly) is the source of this 1614-nucleotide messenger RNA. It is a transcript of the gene Cep89, whose product is annotated as protein Cep89 homolog. Gene Ontology annotation, biological process: cilium assembly; mitochondrion organization; chemical synaptic transmission. The coding region runs from base 1 to 1554 and encodes 517 amino acids. Gene Ontology annotation, cellular component: centriole; ciliary transition fiber. The transcript is spliced from 3 exons. The record is from RefSeq and is a predicted model, not a curated record. NCBI's taxonomy places the organism in Eukaryota, Metazoa, Arthropoda, Insecta, Diptera, Drosophilidae.
AUGGCAACGCGGCCAGGACACGGGUUACUGGAAGGGGUGUGGUUUCGGCUUUGUUUACAAGCAGUCCGGGCAGAAAGUGUCAGGAUUGGUGCGAGCACAGCUGUCACAAUGAGCACGCGGAAUGUGAUGAUCACGGACUUGGAUCAGCCGGAUCCGGAGGAGCAGAAGCAGCAGCCCAAGCGGAACCGGAAGGUCCUUCAGACCCUGUCGGGCAACUUUAACCGUCGUUCGCGCAGCGUGGAGGCGGAACUAAAGCAUCAGCGGCAGGACAACUCGGGCACUACCGGGCACAAGGAUCGCCGGAAGGAGCGCUCCUUCCAUACGCUGUUGCAGGCCAAGGAACAGCAAUUGGAGCAGCUCGUCCAGCGAUUGGCCACUCUGCAUCGGUACAAUGACCAGUUUGCCAAGGAGAACGAGCAGCUGCGCCAGGAUAGUGGCCAGCUGGAGCGGCGUUUGGCUGAGACAGAGCAGCAGGUAGCCAGUUGCUCUCGCUGCCAGCAACUUAACCAGCGCCUGAACACAGUUCUCGCCCAGAAUCGCACUCUGUCCAGCGAUGUGGACAUGCUGAAAACGCUCGUCUUUAGGUUGAAUGUGCAGAUCGAAAGCUACCAGGAUCAGAGGCGCCACGGGGAGGAUCUUCCUGCGGGAGGAGGAGCAGCCAAAGCAGCCAAUUCUAAAUCGGCAUCCUGUCUGCCAUUGCCCACUCACACGCUGGGUCCACUCCUGCAGGCCUACGACGAGUCUCUGAGGGACAAGGAUGCCCUGUUGGCUCAGUUCAACACGGAGUUUGAACACUUCACAGGGGAACUGAAGCGCGCUCUGGAGGAGAAUACCAAGUUGCUGCAGUCCCAGGAGCAACUGCGUCGCGAUCUCGGCGGCUGGCGCGAGGAGCGGGUGUGCCUGCAGGCACAGUUGGGCGUGUGCCGCUCCAAAGCGGAGGCCCAGACCCGCAAGACCGAUUUGGCCAAGGAGAAGCUGGUGGAGGUGAUGCACUGCUACGAGCAGCGGACUCAGACGCUGCUCCUGGACAUGGACCACUUGCAGGCGGCCUAUGCCCGCACCAAAUCGGAAUUGGCCGCUCUAAAAAGUACUGCAGCAGCCGCAGCCGCAGCAGCAGUUCCAGUUGCUGCCCCUGUGCCAGCCGAAUCGGAGGCACUGCAUCAGUGCAAGGCCCUGCUCGAGCAGUUGCGGCAGGAGCACGCCAGGGAGCAAUCCUCGCUAAAAGAGCAGCUGCUGGCAACCACUGCCAGGGCGGCUUCACUCGUCCGUAGCACGGAGAAGGCCAAACAUGGCCGGGACCGGCUAAAGGCUCGUCUGAGGAUGGCCUUGCAAUGGGCUCAAAAGCUGGAGGCAGGGCAGGCGGAGGUGCGGGACACCUACGAGGCAGUGCGCCGUUUGGAAGUGCUUGUCCAGCACAAGGAGUCGCAGCUGCGGGGAUUGCACGCCCGGAACGUCGAGGAGAUGGACAAGUUGCGCCACAAGCUGCAGCAAAAGGACGAAACCAUUCGUACGCUGCUCCGUGGGAAGAUGGAACGGAGACCAGCAGUGGAUUAGGCCACCGAAACUAAAACAUACGAUUUUUAACAAUUAAAAAUAUAUAAUUUCAAUACAAAA